GCCACUGCGUUGAGAUGUAUAACAUAACCAACUCUACAUCUUCUUUUGGAGCUUAUCUGAAUCAUGCAGUCUUGGGCAAAUGAUUUUGGUUUUCUUAGUUUGGCUUGAAAACGAUUAUAUGCGACAUAGAGUUGGAAGUUUCUCUCCCAUUUUAAUCUGGGCUAAGUCUUUCUUGUAGCGUACUGAAUCCCUUUGUGCAAUGUGUAAAAGUCAAAACUUGGAGAUGAAUUUGGUUUUUCCAGUGAUAAAAUGAAGUCUGAGUGUCGUAUCUUUUUUUAACAGGCACUCAUCACGGGUCAACCCUGCCGAAAGAUGAGAUUCUCCUAGAGCAAGUGCGAGUGGUUUACGCAGAGGUUUGGACGACCGAAUUCGCUGAGAGUCAAAUCUCUUGCUGAAAAAUCUUCCAAGCUAAAGCAAGCGAGUUGCAAAGAUUAUGAACCAGCAGCAGAAAAUCUACAUUUUGAUGUGCCUGAUAAAUUGGAUCGACUGGGGAAAAAUAAGGAAGCAGCUAUCCUUGUACUUGGAAGAAAGAUAUCAGGUGUUUACCAAUCCAAAGCUGCCAAAGAAGCCGCAGCAAGGACUGAAACGGAAGAAAUGGAUCAUUCAUUGCACCUAAUGGAAACCAAUAAAAAAGGCACAUCUGCCACCAGAAUAGUUGGAACAGAGCCUUCACUUCGCAGUUCUAAUGCAGAAUUCAGAUUUCAGAGGAUGGGGCAGGGGGUUCCGCAGAUACCUUUACUUCAAGGUGUUCUAUCUACACGUUGCCAAAAGGAAGGUCUUCUCCUGGUGUACUGCAACUCAGAUAGCUGCUAACUAUGGAUGACUGCUAGCGAUGGCAUUCAAACCUAUAAUUGAGGGAAAGACUUGUAUUAUAGCUGAUCAGAGUGGCUCAUGAAAAGUGCUGGCUUAUCUUGCACCAAUAGGCCAACAUCUCAGGUAGGAAGAGCUGCAAUGACCUAGCAAAUCGUUCUCACAAAGCCCUUGAGUUGUUGUUCUAGUGCCUACUGCUGAGUUAGCUUUACAGGUUUUGAGUAACUGCCGAUCUAUAUCAAAGGUUGGGGCUCCAUUCUGGUCUAUGGUUGCCAAAGGUGGCUUCAGGCAGAAAACUCAGCUGGAAAGUAUAGAAGAGGGUGUUUUGAUGUCCUAAUAGCGACUCCUGGUCACUUUAUUUUUCUCAUUUAAGAAGGCUUUUUGGAGUCGAAGGAUCUUAGAUGAUUGUUUUGCAACUGCUCUAUAAUCUAUGGCUUCAUGCUCAGCAUAUUUUUGGAUGAGGUGGAUAUUCUCUGCAAUGAUGAGGAGUUUGAAGCAGCGUUUCAAUGCAUAAUCAAUUCUUCACCUGUCACCACCCAGUAUCUGUUUGGUACGGUCACAUUACUGGUAGAUAUAUAUAACAAAAUAGUUGAAAUUCCUCCCGACUGUGAAGUGAUCAUGAGACCUGGCAUUCAUUGGACAAGCCCUCACCUCGCAGAGUUUCUCAUAGAUUGUAGUAGAGAGGAAGACAGUGAAAAGACUCCAGAUACUGCAUUCCUGAAUAAGAAGUCUGCUUUUAUUCAGCUUGCGGAAGAAAGCCUGGUAACCAAAGGGAUUGUUUUCUGUAACAGAUUUGAGACAUGUCGAAAAGUUGAAAAUGCAUUGAAGUGCAUUGACAGAAAAGGCGCUGAUACACAAGUUCUACCUUUUCAUGCUGCUGUUUCACAAGAGUUGCGGCAGGCCAAUGUGAAAGAGUUUGCUGCUUCUCCAACUAAAGAUGUCUCCUUGUUUUUGGUUUGCACCGACAUGUAUGUAUAGUUGCAUUCUUCGAUACCAAUCAAAUUAUGCUUCCAGAAAUAGAUCUGCUCUGCGGCUGAGCUUGAUCCUUGAAAGUAAGCCUUAAGUUAAACCAUGCAUAGCCUGCCAAGACCCAGGCCUUCAGCUCUCAGUUUAAGCUUGCACAUUUAAUAAUGGAGUCAUUCUCAACAAGAAUUAGAUGAAAAUAGUAAUGGCUGGGAUAGGUCUUGCUCUGUCUUGUGGGUUUUGUGAAUAAUUGGGAUAGGCAAAAGCUCAGUGUUAGCUAAAACUUGAGGCACUCACCUAGGCGCUCUAGCAAAGCGAGGCAAAGCCUCUGCUACUCACCUCAUCUCAGGCAAGGUUUCUUCAUUUAAGGUAAGCACCUGAGAUGAGGUGCUCCUCUUCUGAGGUAUUGCCUCGGAAAAGAUUUGUCUAGGUUAACAUCUUUGCACCAGUGCAAUAUGUGCUACAAUGCAGACCUCGAAUAACUUGUGAUUCUUAGUAUGAAAGACCUAAUAAUUUGUUUGUUGAUGGAUUAAUCCCCACUUUUUACUUGGCACCUCACAUUGUUCAGCCUAGCGCCUGAGGUACUGUGGGGUCUGAGUCUCUUAACAGCGCCUAGUGAUUUUAACAGCACUGUUUGCAACACAGUCAAAUGAAAGGCGGAGCAGGGUCACUGGACACACAUGGAUUUACCUAAGACAUGUCACUCUCAUCUUUCCUUAAGUAUUUGCAAGAUCCCGAUGAUUUUUCAACCACGACAGGUUGUCACAAGGAAUCGACUUUACUGGAGUGGACCAUGUUAUUCUCUUUGACUUCCCACGCGAUCCGAGCAAAUAUGUCUGCCACAGCGAGAUGUGGUGGAGGGAAAGGCAAAGCGUUCAACUCUGCAGUUGGGAAGCAAGUUUCCCUGGCGAGAAGGAUAAUGGAGAGAAACUGGAAAGGUCAUCCCAAGCAUGAUGUGCCCUCCAGUUAUGAGUUGAUGGGACGUUCGUGCACUAAGCGGGAUCUGAGUUCAUGCCUGUAGUGACGGAAGUAAAUCCCAUCGGUCCAUUCUCUUUUUUCCUGCAUUUUACGGGGGAACAGCGCGAGGCAAGAAUUGAAAACGUAAAGGGGGUUGUUUGGUUAGAACCUGCUUCUCCCAUUUUGCAUCUACAUGUUGAGGGGGAUCACAGAAGUGUUAAUGCAAUGAAGAGCUCGAUAUCAAGGUUCAAAACUUACAUAUUUGUACUGAGAAUGUCAAUCACAUCAGCAUACUAACUUAACUCAAAUUGUUGCAACAGACAAAACUUGUAAUUUGUACUGACCUACAUAUAGUUUUUCUUACGAUGUUGCAGUUGUAAGAAUGGAAAAGACCAUCAGACUAGAAUGAAAGGGUCAUUCCAUUCUUUGAGGGCCUUCUUGGUGUCAUUCAUCUCCUGCACCAUCUUAGAAGCCCUUGGGCCCAACUCUCAAUUUUUGUAGUCUACGUCUUCUAGCCAAGCUGGUCUGUUUGCACGUCGUGGCCAGAAGAAACUGGAUUUUUCAUAUCGAUCAAUCACAUCUCUUCAUAGGGAUAAUAAGAUAAAUAGUUCAUGUACUUUUUUUUUUGGUCGGAAGUUCAUGUACUUUGAUCUAAUGU
Molecule: messenger RNA, 3388 nt
Organism: Eucalyptus grandis
Lineage: Eukaryota; Viridiplantae; Streptophyta; Magnoliopsida; Myrtales; Myrtaceae
Product: DEAD-box ATP-dependent RNA helicase 50-like
Exons: 5
Coding region: 1249-1788 (179 amino acids)
Source: RefSeq, a predicted model, not a curated record